Messenger RNA from Hyposmocoma kahamanoa, 2417 nucleotides. It is a transcript of the gene Meltrin, whose product is annotated as zinc metalloproteinase-disintegrin-like crotastatin. Gene Ontology annotation, molecular function: metalloendopeptidase activity. The record is from RefSeq and is a predicted model, not a curated record. Bases 88 to 2343 code for a protein of 751 amino acids. NCBI's taxonomy places the organism in Eukaryota, Metazoa, Arthropoda, Insecta, Lepidoptera, Cosmopterigidae. Gene Ontology annotation, biological process: membrane protein ectodomain proteolysis. The transcript is spliced from 16 exons.
CAAUAAACUUUAUUUUCAGAUUGUUUGCAUGUAAGGAAUAUAAUAUAGUGUAAAGUUUGUCACAAACUAUAUAGUUUUCCUGUUAAUAUGAAUCAAAGUAUUAGUGUUGUGUACUUUGCGUGUAUUCUUAUUUUAUUUUUGUUAGCAAAAGACUGUGUUAAAGCCCACGGACUGAAAAACUCCGCCUCGGAAUUCAGCCGCCAUAGUCUAGUCCAACCCAUUGUGCAUCAUGCCAGGACUAGAAGAGAGAUUACCACCACUCGGCAUACGGAUGGCCAUCACCUGGAGGUGACAGUGUCAGUUAACAUCGACGGUGAAGACUACAUAUUGGACUUGCUACUCAACAAAGACCUGGUGACUAAAGGCCAUAUUAUCCAAUACCAGGAGAAUGGGAAGACUGUGCAGAAGAAGCCUAGUAGAGAGGAGUUAGAUAUAUGCCAGUAUUCAGGCACGGUGAGAGAUAAGGAGAACUCUUGGGUGGCACUGUCGACCUGCCAUGGCCUCAGAGGUGUUAUAUUUGACGGAAAGAAGAUUAAGCAUAUCGAGCCUGCACAAGAUAACAAAUUAACAUCCUAUCACUUCGUAUACGAUCAUGGAGACCUGAAACAUAACUUCAAUUGCGGCUACAGUGGAGGCGUGACCAAUAACACUAACUACGACCCUUUGCUUUUAAGUAAUUAUAUCGCACAUAAUGAGAGGGAUAAGAGUAGGAUUACUCGGUACAAAAGAGCCACAUCAAAAGAAUCGAACGUCCUGGACGCGUACAACGCAAACGAGAACUCGCGAUAUGUAGAGCUGGUGUUGGUGGUUGAUCAUAGAGGGUACCAGACCAUUGGGAGCCUGCAACUUAUUCACAGGCAGAUGAAAGACGUGGCUAAUAUUAUCAAUUCUCUAUACGCGCCCCUAAACAUUUUUAUAGCGCUUGUCGGCGUAGUGGUAUGGACAGAGCGCGACGAGAUCUCAUUGGAGAACAACGUCGACUUAACGCUCACAAACUUUCUUAAUUAUCGCAAAAUAAAACUUCUGCACGAGGUACCCAAUGACAAUGCACAUUUGGUCACCCAGCAAAAAUUCACGGAUGGCGUUGUGGGUCAAGCGUUAAAAGGUCCAAUAUGCACAUACGAGUUUUCCGGCGGAGUAGCGACAAAUUAUUCGUCUGUUAUUGGUUUAAUCGCGACUACUAUCGCACACUCUAUAGGCCACAACUUCGGCAUGCAACACGAUGUUGGAGAGGAUUGUGAUUGUCCCGAUGAACAGUGCAUAAUGAGCCCUUCGAUGAAUUCUGUGGCUCCGAUUACCUGGUCUUUGUGUAGCAAGAAGUCGUUGGCGCUCGCUUUUGAGCGGGGAAUGGAUUAUUGUUUACGAAACAAGCCAAAGCGUCUAUUUGAUUCACCGACCUGCGGCAACGGCUUCGUGGAAGAAGGCGAAGAGUGUGACUGCGGGAUGACGGCGGACAAGAAACAAUGGAACGCGUGCCAAGGGUGUUGCGACGCAGACACUUGCACGCUAAGACGAAAUGCUACUUGUGCUUCGGGCUCGUGUUGCAACCUUGAGACGUGUCGCCCUAAAUCAGCGGGUACACAAUGUCGCGCGGCACACAAAGAGUGCGAUCUGCCUGAGUUCUGCACGGGAAACUCAGAGUUCUGCCCCAACGACGUUCAUAAGAUGGACACCAUUCCUUGCGGAAAAAAUCAGGAGACGUAUUGCAUGCAAGGUUCCUGCCGUUCGCGCACGGACCAAUGCCAGUUACUAUGGGGCACUACGGGCGAGGAUUCUCACGAGAAGUGUUACUCCGGAAACAAUAUUAAGGGUAACCGAGCGGGCAACUGCGGCUACGAUCGCGUGCAGUCAAUAUACCACAAAUGCUCCCUUGAAGACGCUACGUGCGGCUUGCUACACUGCAGACACCUCAACGAGAGACUCGAAUUUGGGAUGGAGAGCGUCGCUGUUCUAUCGACCGUGUUAAUUCAAAACAAUGGUACAAUAAUUCCAUGCCGUACAGCUGUCAUUGACCUCGGGCUGAGCGACGUCGAUCCCGGUCUUGUUCCGGAUGGGGCCAAGUGUGGAGAUCAAAAGAUGUGCUACAAACAGCGCUGCGUGCCAAUACAACAAGUGCGCGACAGCAUCGCCGCUAUGGAGAAUUCUGAAUGCCCGUCCGAUUGCAGCGGCCACGGCGUUUGUAACUCCAAAGGACAUUGCCACUGCGACUUGGGUUUCUCGUCUCCGAAGUGCGAGCUGCCGGGCCCUGGCGGAUCCAUCGACUCCGGACCAGAUUUUAGCGGACUAAUAGAAGAAAGCAAAGUCGGGCCUGCUAGUUUGUCAGAGACUGGUGCCACGACAUAGGUUAAGAAAAAGCCUGUAUUACACCGUGCUUCAACUCUGCAGAUAAGCAACAACAUUCUGGUAUGGUGGUUGUG